Messenger RNA from Tetrahymena thermophila SB210, 3615 nucleotides. Its product is annotated as cation channel family protein. The record is from RefSeq and is a predicted model, not a curated record. The transcript has 3 exons. Lineage: Eukaryota; Ciliophora; Oligohymenophorea; Hymenostomatida; Tetrahymenidae.
AUGAGCAGUGAAAAUAGAAUUACUAGAUAGAGUAUUCAGAAUUUUAAAUAAAGCUUAAGAAAUGAUAGGUCUCCUAUGAAUUAGAUCUCACAUUUAAGAGUGAAAGGAGCUGAGACAAGUUAAAAAAUUACAGAUUAAUAUAUUUUUAAUGUGCAAGAGAAAGAAAAGUUGCAAAAUAUUUUCAAAAGGAUCCAAAGUAUGAAAGAUCAAAAGAGAAUCCAUGAUUUAGUGAUGAAUUUACCAACACGAAUGUUGAAGAGUUUUAAUUAAAACAAAUUUGAUUUAUUAGACGAUAGAAGUUAUUUUUACAAUGAAGACACAUUUUUAGAUUAAAUAAAUAAUGGAGUCAACUACAAACGAAAGAGCUUAAAAAUAAAAAAUGUAUCACUUUUUUUAGAUUAAUCAAAGGAUGACGAUGAAAACAAAGACAUGGAUAAUAACUUAGAAGAUGAGUAUAAUGUUGAGCCUAUUUAUGUCUAGACAAAAUUUGAUAAAAUGUUAAAACUUUUAUCUAAGAUAAUUGAUAAAAUUCCUAUCAUAUAGCCUUCGAGUUCUUUGAAAUUAAUAUGGGAUUUAAUUAAUAUGACUGUUAUCAUUUGCUGCUUGUUUUUUCUUCCUAUUGUUAUGGUAUUUUAAUUCUAUUUCACUGAUUUGAUGAACUAAAAUAUGUUAAUAUCUAUUCCUACUUUGCUCAUUAUAGAUAUUAUUAUCAACUUAAACACUGGAUUUUUCUUCAAAGGCUAAGUGAUAAAAAGCAGAAUUAAAAAUUUAGAAAAAUAUUUUAAAAAACACAUAUUCAUUGACGCUAUUUGUAUAUUCCCUUUACUUUUUACACUUUAUGGAGAAUAUUGUAAUAUCGACCCUGAUUCAGGAAAUAUAAACGCAAGCUAUACGCCUAUUCCUAGAAUAUUUUUACUCCCUUUUUUUUUUAAGAUAUUUACUCUCAUUUCCAAACUCAAAAAAAUUGAGGAGAGAUUUAAUAUUCCAAGGUUAAUUACAAAUUUGAUUUAGCUUGCUAAGCUGUUAUUUACUAUUAUUCUAAUUAAUCAUUUGUUUGCAUGUCUGUGGGUUUAUGUUGCUAAGUAUGAAGAUGAUUAAAAAUCAUGGAUGUAAUACAAAAGUAUUUCAUAAAGUAGUUGGCAAGUCCAGUAUUUGGUUGCUUUUUACUUUACAACUGUUACAAUGAUUACUGUAGGAUAUGGAGAUGUGCUACCAAAAACUAAUUUAGAAUAUAUCCUUUGUAUCAUAACUAUGAUGAUUGCUUGUGGUGUAUUCGGUUAUUCUCUCAACGAAAUAGGGUUAAUAUUUAGUAAUUUUUUUUAAGUCGAUAACGAAAUAAAGAAAAAGUUGAAAUUAAUUUAAAGAUUUAUGAGUAAAAAAAAUAUCGGUUCAAAUCUUCAAUAUUAAGCAAGGGAGUAUUUAGAAUAUUAUUGGAGAGAGUCUGCUGAAGCAGAUUAAGAAUAAGAAUAAAAUAUUAUAUCGUAAUUGAGCGAGUCUUUAAGAUAAAAAUUAUUAUUUGAAGCAAACAAGAUAGUUUUAAGAGAUUCCCCUAUUUUCAAACAUAAUUUUUCGAAAGGAGUAAUUGAACAAACUGUUCCUCUAAUUUAAGAAAUUAAAUACUCUCCAGAAAGUUUAAUAUGUUAGAAGGGAAUUCAAGAUGAUCAAUCCAUUUAUUUCAUUGAAAAUGGGUCUGUAGAAAUAAUACUUACUACUAAAGCAAAGUAGCAGAAAGUUUUGCUCAGAUUAGAAAAAGGAGAGUCUUUUGGCGCAUAUACUUUUUUUACUGGUUUACCAAGAAUGAAUAAUAUCAGAUCUAAAGAGUUUACUACUAUAUUAAAAAUAAAAAGAUAGGAUUUCUUAAAGCUUAUUUCUAACUAAGCCGAAGAUUUAGAAACGUUUUGCAAUAUUAGAGAUUCCAUUACCUAUCUUAACGAUUUUAGCAAGAUAGGACUAAGAUGCAAGGGAUGUAACUCAAAUUAUCACAUGGUAAAUGAAUGCUAAUUUCUCCACUACAACCCCAAAAAGAUGAGAAUAAUAAAGCAAUACAAUGAUUAAAAAAAUAAUAAUCAUUACUUUAGAGUGUCUUGCGAAAGAAGAGAUGUUAAUAAAAAUCUCCAUUACAAAAAUUCUAGAUCUAUUGCUUAAACUGUUUACUUUCAUAUAUAGAGAUAUAUUGAAAAUAAUGGAUCGCUUUUAGAUUUAUCUGAUGAAGAAAUAGAAUACUCUGAUGGACAUUACAAUUAAUCAGAUUAUGAUAUUGAUGUGGAAAACUAUACAUAAAAAGAUAACAAUGUAUAAAAUAAAAAACUUAAAAUCCCAGGCUAAGAAUUGAAUAAACAAAAGAGUAACAUAGAGCCUGAAGAUUUCAAUUCAGCAUUAAAAGAGUUUUUUAGCUUAAUAGGGCAGGAGCAAUAUGUUAAUGCUCUAAAUUUAAAGAAAAAUAAUACAAAAAAUGAACCAUAAAUUAAUGUAUAUAAAAUGAAUACCUUUAGUGAAAAUGUGAGUGAGCAUCCUUCUUCUAUAAAUGCAAUUUAAUCAAUAAAUAAAAUUGUUAUGCCAAUAAGAGAUAGGAGUUAGACAUAGGAAAAAAAUGAAAAAUUUGAGAGACUUGAAAAAUCAAGAUCUUCGAUUAUCAUCAAUUAAUACCAAAGGCAAACUUCUAUCAACCUCAAAAAUAACUAAAAGCCAUAAAAAGAUAUAUCAAGGUCUUUUAAUGACAAAAAUUUUGAUUAAUUGUCAGAUAAUUAAAAGCAUGAGAAAAAACCUGCUAAACCUCAUAAAAGGAGUAGUUAAACUUAAAAUCAUAAUGACUAAAAGCUUGAUGAAAUACUAAGUCAUCUUAAACAUUUAUUUACUCAAAAAGAUACUGAAUAAAUCCAGACUACAUAUUUUAGAGAAGAUAAAUUCUCUAUCCAUGAAAAUAUUGAAAAUAGUGUGUUUCAUAAUUUUGAUAGAAUGAAAAUUUUUGUCAAGUACAAACCACGUUUUAAUUAUACUACAGUGAUCAGCAAGCUAAAUUAACUCUAAGAAUAGCUGAGAAAACAAAUACUAUAUCGUAGAAAUUACAGAAUGUCAAAUAGGAAAAAAAUUACUUUGUUUUCAAAGAUUUAAGGAAAUAAAAUGAUGGAUAAUUCUUAUGAAGCAAGGUCUUGCUCAGUGAGGUAAGUUACUCAAAAGAAUUCUUAAUCUCCAUAUAAUUAAGAAAAUUCUGAUAGCAAAUACUUAAAUGCAAUAAAACUUUCUGAUUCCACUCUUUGUUUUGAAAAAGAAACAAAUAAAAAAUCUUCAUGUAAGGUAAGUCAUUUUAAUGAGUCAAACUAAGUAUAAAAAGGAGAAUAGGCAUUCUAAAUAGAUAUAAUCAAUAACUCUGGUAAUGAUUUAAUACAACAAAAUAGUUUAAAAGAAAUUAAAAAUAAUAAUAAUGAUUCAAGUUUACAUUUAGAUAAAAGAACAUCUGAAUUAUUUGAUCAUAGUUCAUGUUAAAAAGCCUUAAAAAAUGAAGAGAUUGCUUUAGAAGAAGAAUUAGAAAAUCAUGAACAAGCAUUAGUAACAAUACCACGUGUGAUGAAAAAUUAAACUACAAAUAUAGCUCAUAGGGCAUUAUUUGAUAAAUGA